AGGCACCGCAACCGGUGCCCGUGGCACCGCUGCCGCCGCGCCCUGUGCGGCCCGACGUGCGCCCGGCGGCGCCGCCGGUGCCGGCCAAGGCGAUGGCGGUGACGGAAGCGGCGGAGGUGGAAGCGGAGGAGCUGCCAGCCCCGGCCCCCGCAACCCCUGCGGACAAAGCCACGGCGCCCAAAGCUGUGCCGCCUGGGGCCGUGCCUGCGGCACCGCCGGCGGCCCCACCGGUGUCUGCGGAACCGAAGAAGAAUCGAUGGAAGCGCGCUCGAACAGCAGAAGCGAAGGCCGCCCCUGAAGUUCCAGCAGUGCCAGCUGCAAAACCUCCCAGCAGAGAAAUGUCGUUGGAGAAUUUGGAGGACAUGGAGGACGAUGGCCGAGAUUUGGACGCGGAGUUGGAGGCCAUGACGCUGGAGGCUGCCGAGUUGGAGAAACAGCUGGAAGCCGCGGAGGCUUCAGAGAUGGCCUUCCUACAGGCAAAUGCAGGUGACCUUCCGGCCGAGGACACUGGGGCAGUUCUUAGCCCAGCGACCAAAAAGAAGCGAAAGAAGAAGAUCAGGACUUCCCGAUCAUUGUGUUCCCGAUAGCAGCGAGGGUUGUGUUGGGGUCUCCCGCAUUUUUGGACAAUGAACUUUUCAACCCGGCGAAAAGUGGACACUUCGUAAGGAAAACAAGCUCCAAACAGC
Messenger RNA from Cladocopium goreaui, 686 nucleotides. The record is from the annotation of a GenBank genome assembly. Lineage: Eukaryota; Dinophyceae; Suessiales; Symbiodiniaceae.